AUGGCCCGCAUCAUUGACCUGGUGCCCUGGGAGGACGGCUCCACCCACGUGUACGCGUCCCCGGCCAUCCUGCUGCCCAUGGCGCGGCGGCGCAACCAGCUGGCCGGCGUGAAGCAGCAGCUCUACCACCCGGCCCUGCCCACCCUGCGCCGCAUGGACAUGGACUCCGUCAGGGCCUGUCUUUCCGAUGAGCACUGCCAGUCCACCACCUACUGCCGCAAAGAUGACUUCGACAAUGCCUACUUCACACUCCUCGGUGUCCCCAACAAACCCCUCCAGUGCUUGGACAUCACAGCGACCGGCCAGAGCCUCCGAAAUAGGUGCCGCGAGGGAAAGCUGGCGCCCAUCGCACCCGGCAUCAACAGGGUUGACUGGCCCAACUUCACGCGCGCCAUCGAGGACUGGUCCCGCUUUGUGUCCUCUGCCGGCGAGUUCAAGCUGCCCUGCCCGAGCAAGAAGGUGGAGAGUUUCAGCGGCUACGCUGUGCGGUACUUGAAGCCGGAGGUGACCCAGAACUGGCGGAGCAUUGGCGGGUGUGUGUGUUGGGGGGGUGGGGGGGGGAAGGUCCCUGUCCCCUCUACUCAACGGAUCUCCCAUCCCUCUGGCCCGCCCUAGUUCUGUCUUAACCAGAAUCCCAGCCUGGACCGCUAUGGACAGAAACCCCUGCCUUUCGACUCCCUGAAUGCUUUCCGACGCUUCGGCUCGAUAUACAGGUAG
Molecule: messenger RNA, 717 nt
Organism: Hippopotamus amphibius kiboko
Lineage: Eukaryota; Metazoa; Chordata; Mammalia; Artiodactyla; Hippopotamidae
Gene: SPMIP8
Product: sperm microtubule inner protein 8
Exons: 6
Source: RefSeq, a predicted model, not a curated record